UCAAACAGCUAAAAGAGCCCUACUCAGACUUGGCCAAGCCGUGUGGUCCUGUGCUUUUUAUUGUUUGGUGUAGUAACUGGUAUAUUUAUAAGGGUUGACUUUGGUGGACUUUUCCCACCUUCUGCCACAGUGUGCUAAAGGGUGCAGCUAGCUUUAGGCUAACUCGCAACUCGGUCAGGGAAGGUCUGAGCAGCUUGACGGAGUCGAGCUCAGAGGAUGGACAGUGAAAUCCAGCGAGAUGGGAGAGUCCUGGACCUCACUGAUGAUGCCUGGAGGGAAGACAGGCUGCCGUAUGAAGAUGUCACCAUCCCGCUGAGUGAACUGCCUGAGGCUGAGCAGGACAAUGGAGGAUCUACAGAGUCUGUGAAAGAACAAGAGAUGAAGUGGACAGACCUCGCUUUGCAGAGCCUGCAUGAAAACACACCGAGCACUGGAAGCUAAAAGACUAAUCUGGAAUGGAAUCAGAUUUUAGGACAAAAACACACAUGGAUUCAUAAACCUAAAUUCACUGUCUUUUUGUAUUUUAUUGUGUCUUUUGAAGGAUUUCCAUUAUGUUCCAGCUAAGCAGAAACAUGUAUUUUUCAUUGGUAUUGGAUUUACAUUGUCUUUAAAUACAAAACAACUUUGUUGUAUGACAUAUAUUGUAACAUUUACAACAAACUGUCUUAAUCUUGACAGCAUCAGCUCUAGUCUAGGAGACAGUCCCUGUAUGUGUUAACAGCAACACCUUCAACUUUUUGUUUAUUUUGUAUUGAAUCCAAAAAGCCAGGAUGACAGGGAGCACUCUGGAAGAUACAAGACGUGCCUGUACGAGGCUCUGUGUAAAAGUAUUCUUUGCAUACUGAAAGAUCAGUCUGUCAACUUUCUGUCACUCCUAUCAUAAAGCAUAGAAACUCUGACCUAAUUUUGUGAAGUUGUGAUCAUGAAUCAUGAAAUCAUGUUGCCAGUUAGAUGAAUACAGUCCUAGACAUAAAUGCAUCAAGAAUUCCUCACAGUUUUCUCUGGCCUGCAAAUUGCUCACAAAGUUACAACUGUUAAGGAAUAGCACCUAUUGAAUUCUUCUUUCUAUACAAGAUCAUUUUCACCAAAGAGAUGGUCAAAGCAACUGGAAAAAGGCUCUUCCAAGUCACUGCAAGAGGGCGGACUGUGGCUAAAAGUUUUCAAUUUAACUAUGUAUACUUGAAAAACUAAAACUAAUGCUGUCUAGUCAACAGCCCUUCAAUAAAUCCUUCUUUCAUGAAGGUUGAAACCAUCAAUUUUUGUCAAAACUGUCAAAAAUUGAGAUGUUCUUGAGGGUGUUGAGCUUUAUGGUCAUUUUAGACGCUGUCAUUUGUAGUGCUGCUAUAUAGUGUUAUAUUUAGUGGCGUUUCUAAAACUAGUUUACCCGCAUUGAUAUAAACACCUGUACUUUACCUAUGUUAUAUGGUAUAUGGAUCAUGUAGACCUCAACUUUGCUGGUUUUUUAUUCACUCUCUCAGCAGUGCAUUUCACCAUUUUACACAGAAAUCUUUAACGAAAAUGUCAGUCCCUCUUAUACCUGCUGUAUUUGGCAUUUUCUUAAUCCAAUCAUGACCCGAGCUCUGUGGAAACCUUGCUGAACUUCGUGGUUUCAACCAGAAAAAAAGCCCACCAUCACUGUGCUUGUGCAUCCUCUGCCAUGAGCUUGCUAACGUGGCCCCUUCUGCAGCGAUACUGAGGGAUGUCGGUAAGAGCCCCCCAGACGAUCCCAGAGCGUGAAGUAUUGUCCGUAGUUGUAAUUGAAGAAGAGGUGAUGGUCGACAUGGUGAGCAGCACCAUUGAUCAGACAUAUCAGGGGGGCUGGGAUGCAGUUU
Molecule: messenger RNA, 1832 nt
Organism: Chelmon rostratus (copperband butterflyfish)
Lineage: Eukaryota; Metazoa; Chordata; Actinopteri; Chaetodontiformes; Chaetodontidae
Gene: anapc13
Product: anaphase promoting complex subunit 13
Exons: 2
Coding region: 217-441 (74 amino acids)
Biological process (GO): protein K11-linked ubiquitination
Cellular component (GO): anaphase-promoting complex
Source: RefSeq, a predicted model, not a curated record